AUUUCACAACCUCACCCGCUACACGGCAGCAUGGACCAAUGAUCCCGACGCUCAUCCAAUUUCUAUGCUCUCAGCGCUGCACGGUACGGUACGACAGUGAUGGUUCCGCAUGCGACGGGAGCAUCUGAGCGCAGGCGCUCCUCUUCUUCUGUCCAGUCCAACAACACCUCUGCCCUGCAAUCGAACAAGUUUCCCGACUUUGUGCAGGAGCACGCCGCCGCCGCCGCCGCCGCCGCUGCCACCAACCCGUUCGACGAAGACGUCUACAACGACAUCUCGCGAGGCCCCAGUCCGCGCCCACUCCCCAAUGGCCUCCCGCCCGGACUGCACUCUAGCGAGCGAUGGCCCGCGCGCAAGUCUCGCGAGACCAGCUCCCGACUACUGCCUAACGGCGGCGCAGGCAUGAAUGCUGGCACAAAGACGAGACAUGGCAGGCAAAAGAGCUUGAGCGAAGCUAUCAGCACGGUGAGGACACGCGGACGCGGCGCCAGCAUCCAUGAGAAUGUACACGAGAUCGCCGAGUCGCUGAAAGCGCCCGUGUCCAUGAAGCUAGUCGGCCUCUGCGCCUUUUGGUACAUGACGUCCAUCAUCACCAACACCUCGUCCAAGGCCAUCUUGACCUCUCUGCCCAUGCCCGUAACCUUGACCAUCAUCCAGUUCGCCCUCGUGUCCUUUUGGUGUGUCUUCUUCGCAUGGCUCGCAAAGCGCAAUGCGUCGGUCCGCAACGCUCUGCCCGUCCUCAAGAACGGAAUUAGGAGACCCAACAAGGAGAUCAUCAUGGCGACCCUGCCUCUGACUGCCUUUCAGAUUGGCGGCCACAUUCUCAAUUCCGAUGCCAUGUCCAUGAUCCCCGUGUCCUUGGUCCACACCAUCAAGGGUCUCUCGCCUCUGAUGACCGUCAUGGCAUAUCGAAUCUUCCUCAAUGUCCGAUAUUCGGUGCCCACCUAUCUCUCUCUGAUCCCUUUGACUCUGGGUGUCAUUCUGGCUUGCUCCGCCAGCUUCCGAGCCAACUUCCUUGGACUCAUCUACGCCUUCGGCAGCGCAAUCCUCUUCGUCACGCAGAACAUCGUCUCCAAGAAGAUCUUUACCGACUCUGCACGAGCAGAAGCCGACGGAGUUCCUGUGGGGCGUCGGAAGCCCGACAAGCUCAACCUGCUCUGCUACUCCUCCCUCAUGGCACUUCUCUUCACCAUUCCCAUCUGGUUUUGGUCCGAAGGCAUCACACUGCUGGGAGACUUUCUCUACGACGGAUCCAUUGACCUGAACGUCAGGCCCAACUCUCUGGACCAUGGCCGCCUGACUCUGGAGUUCCUCUUCAAUGGCACUUUCCACUUUGCUCAAAGUCUGGUGGCGUUUGUGCUGCUCGGCAUGACUUCACCCGUGACAUAUUCAGUCGCCAGCCUCAUCAAACGCGUCGCCGUGAUUGUCUUUGCCAUUAUUUGGUUCGGCAAGCCCAUGACUCGAACCCAGGGUGCAGGCUUCCUUCUCACGUUUGUAGGAUUAUAUCUCUACGAUCGGACCUCUGAUGCCGACAAGAGGGACAAACAAAUGCGCGAGAGAGACGCUUCCGCAAAUCACCUGUUGCCAUUGAACUUGGGAGACACGAAAAAGAACGACGCGGCACCAGCCCCAUUUACCCAGUCACCUCUGGGGCUAGAGCAUAGCAGCGGCCAGCAGCAGCAUCAUCAGCAGCAGCAGCAGCAACAUGGUGGGUUCAACGGUAUCAGUGGAUACGCCCAUGGGAAUUAUGCUGUUGGGAGCGGACCCGGAAGACCCCAUCAGAACGGUUCUGUGCCUGGUGCCAAUCAUCAUGGCGGCUUCCCGCAUCCCUCAUCACUUGCUCCAGGGACGAAAGCUCAAGAAACGUGGAGCCCGGGCGAUGUCGUUGUUCGUAAAAGUCUGUCUACAUAGAUUUGAAUCAAAUCACA
Sphaerulina musiva SO2202 is the source of this 1928-nucleotide messenger RNA. RefSeq names its product TPT-domain-containing protein. Lineage: Eukaryota; Fungi; Ascomycota; Dothideomycetes; Mycosphaerellales; Mycosphaerellaceae. The coding region runs from base 100 to 1911 and encodes 603 amino acids. The transcript has 2 exons. Gene Ontology annotation, biological process: phosphoenolpyruvate transmembrane import into Golgi lumen. Gene Ontology annotation, molecular function: antiporter activity; phosphoenolpyruvate transmembrane transporter activity. The record is from RefSeq and is a predicted model, not a curated record. Gene Ontology annotation, cellular component: Golgi apparatus; endoplasmic reticulum.